UGGACUUUUAUUUUGAAAGCCGAUUGUCGUCAUCGUGGACUACGUUUCUUUACGUUGUAUGUCGUAGCCGUUUGACGGUAUGUGGAAACUAGCAAUGUCGGAGGAGGUUGGGAAGGCGCUACAGACGGUAGUGGAGCGGGUGAACCAGGCGGCGGCAAGGCGGCCCAAGACACUACCAGCCGUGCCGCCCCGCCUCGUAGCUGUCAGCAAGACCAAACCCCCAGAGAUGGUCGUGGAGGCCUACAGACAAGGGCAGCGUAACUUUGGAGAAAAUUAUGUUAAUGAACUUGUGGACAAAGCCUCAGAUCCUCUGAUUUUAGACUCAUGUCCAGAAAUUAAGUGGCACUUUAUAGGACAUCUACAGAAGAAUAAUGUCAACAAACUUUUGGGCGUGCCAAAUCUGUUCCUUGUGGAAACAGUGGACUCAGUGAAACUGGCUGACAGGGUCAACAGCUCAUGGCAGCGUAUCAGAGGAGCCAGCACACAGAGGUUAAAGAUCAUGGUGCAGAUCAACACCAGCGGAGAGCACAGUAAACAUGGCCUGCCACCGGAUGAGACAGUGAACACAGUGAAACACAUUGUGUCCCAGUGCUCCGCCCUGCACUUCUCAGGACUCAUGACCAUCGGGCGCUAUGGCUAUGACCUCACCCUGGGCCCCAAUCCGGACUUUCAGAUGCUGCUGAGUCGGAGGCAGGAGGUGUGUGACAGUCUGAAGCUGCCUGUGGAGGAGGUAGAACUCAGCAUGGGUAUGUCCACAGAUUUUGAACAUGCGAUCGAGGUGGGCUCCACCAAUGUGCGAGUGGGUAGUAUCAUAUUCGGCAACAGGGAGUAUCCCAACAGUGCAGCAAACACUCCAAACCCCAGCCCAGCCCCCAGCCCGGAGAAAACAACCAAGACAGUGUCAGAAGAGGCCGCGAAGAAGAUGCAGCACCUCACUGUGUAUGAACACUAAGAAAGUGUCUCCUCCUCUUAAAUACC
This is a messenger RNA of Epinephelus moara (kelp grouper), 978 nucleotides long. RefSeq names its product pyridoxal phosphate binding protein (gene plpbp). The coding region runs from base 80 to 952 and encodes 290 amino acids. The record is from RefSeq and is a predicted model, not a curated record. Gene Ontology annotation, cellular component: intracellular anatomical structure. NCBI's taxonomy places the organism in Eukaryota, Metazoa, Chordata, Actinopteri, Perciformes, Serranidae. Gene Ontology annotation, molecular function: pyridoxal phosphate binding. The transcript is spliced from 8 exons.